UUGACAAAUUACUUCGUCAAUACCAUCGUCACUGCGUUAGAGUCCCCGGAAUGGGAGACGCUCUUCCUGAAGAUAGGCGAAGAUGCCAUGUUCCAUCUAUUCACUGAGACGUCAGUAUUCGUGCCGCUGCCUAACGAAUGUCUUUGCCAGAUGAUAGGAGAGCCUAUCAUACAUUUG
This is a messenger RNA of Postia placenta MAD-698-R-SB12, 177 nucleotides long. RefSeq lists its product as hypothetical. The record is from RefSeq and is a predicted model, not a curated record. The transcript is spliced from 2 exons. Gene Ontology annotation, cellular component: telomerase catalytic core complex. Lineage: Eukaryota; Fungi; Basidiomycota; Agaricomycetes; Polyporales; Adustoporiaceae. Gene Ontology annotation, molecular function: telomeric repeat DNA binding; telomerase RNA binding. Gene Ontology annotation, biological process: telomere maintenance via telomerase. The annotation marks the transcript as partial.